This is a messenger RNA of Brassica oleracea var. oleracea, 1430 nucleotides long. Its product is annotated as vacuolar amino acid transporter 1-like. Gene Ontology annotation, cellular component: plasma membrane. Lineage: Eukaryota; Viridiplantae; Streptophyta; Magnoliopsida; Brassicales; Brassicaceae. The transcript is spliced from 4 exons. Bases 141 to 1358 code for a protein of 405 amino acids. The record is from RefSeq and is a predicted model, not a curated record.
UUCCUUUUUCGUGAUCACAAAACUUAAAUAGGACUACCUGAUCCUGUGUCAUUCUUCACGUUCAACGAUUCACUCGGGAGAUUAAGUAAUCUCCGAGUUACAGAAACUCUUCCCAUUUAUUUUCCAGGAAGGUGUCAGCAAUGGAAGAAGAUAACCACGAAAAACAACUUGACGAUGGAGGAUCUUCAUCUCUCUUUAAGACAUGUUUCAACGCACUAAAUGCUUUUUCAGGCAUUGGAAUAUUAUCGGUACCAUAUUCACUAGCUCGUGGAGGAUGGAUGAGUCUUUCACUUCUGUUACUCCUAGCCGCAGCCGCUUUCUACACAUCUUUACUCAUUACAAAAUGCAUGAACGCGGACCGCAGCGUCAAAACGUAUCCAGACAUUGGAGAACGCGCGUUUGGUAGACCAGGGAGAAUCAUUGUGUCAGUCUUCAUGCACCUAGAACUAUACCUAGUCACCACUGGUUUCUUGAUCCUAGAAGGAGACAAUCUUCACAAUCUUUUCCCGGGGUUUAACAUCAAAAUGAUCGGGUUGAGAUUGAACGGUAAACAAUCGUUCAUGGCCUCAGUGGCCCUUGUCAUCAUGCCAACUCUUUGGUGGGAUAAUCUAAGCGUCUUGUCUUAUGUUUCUAUGAGUGGUGUUUUAGCUACGGUCUUGACUCUUGGAUCAAUAUCUUGGGUUGGAGCUGUUGAUGGAAUCGGGUUUCGUCAAAGUGGAAAGCUGAUUAACUGGAGUGGCAUCCCUACAGCUUUGAGCUUGUAUGCUUUUUGCUAUGGCGCACAUCCCGUGUUGCCCACUUUGUAUAAUUCCAUGAAAAGUAAACAUCAGUUCAACAAUGUCCUACUUAUAAGUUUUAUAUUAUGCACCAUAGGCUACACAUCAAUGGCGGUAUUGGGCUAUUUAAUGUACGGAUCAAAUACUCUAUCGCAAAUAACACUGAAUCUUCCGACUCAUAAGACGAGCUCAAAGGUGGCAAUAUACACAACCCUCGUAAACCCCAUAGCCAAAUACGCAUUGAUGAUCACACCAACAGUGAACACCAUAAAAGAUUGGUUUCCUUCGCGUUACGCCAAGAAAACAUAUUUGCAUCUCUUAAUAAGUACAUUAUGUAUAGCAAGCAGUGUGGUCAUCGCUGAGACAUUUCCGUUCUUCGGUUAUAUGAUGUCUUUGGUUGGAGCGUUACUGAGUGUAACGGUCUCUAUUAUUCUCCCUUGCUUAUGUUACUUGAAGAUCUCAGGAAGUUUCAAGAAGUUUGGGUUUGAGACUAUCAUGUUGUUUGGUAUGGUGGCUAUGUGUGUUCCUAUUGGAGUCUUGGGUACUUACAUUGCAAUUCGAGAGUUAGUUAUUAGUGUUUGAAAGUUUGAUAUUAUGAGGCUAGUGUUUGUAGCAAAUAAAGAUGUUAAAUCAAUUCACAUGUUUGUAUUUCUA